GUUUUAAAUUAUUUGUGUUAUCGGCAUCGUACAUAACGAAAACUACGCAUUAAAUUUUGGUCAUUUACCAGCAUCUGUCCAACUCGACCAAUCGACUUUAAAUUGUAGGUGCAACCAGUAGAAAUGAACUCUGAUUCUCUAUUUUUUUUUGGAAAUGUUUUCUUGGGUCUUUUCGCAUUCAGCUUGCAGGUUACAGCAUUAGCAGUCAGUGAUGCAACCUACAUACCGGAUUUGGUGUGUACGGGAAUCUGGGGUGGAGCCUUCCUCAUCAUGUUUGCUUCUUUGCUGAAGACACGAAUGCUCAGUUGUAAGACUAUCAAAGCUCUAGCAGUCUAUUCCAUGUUGAUUGGCUUCACUUUAAUUGGGUUGCACGCAUGGAGCAUCAGCUCGUACAGCGAUUUCAUCGAUUUCUGCGAAUUCUUUUUAUUUAAUAACGAAAUUGGAUUAUGUGGCCGCGUCGCCAUCGACUCGUUGUUGAUUUGCAGCGGUAGUCUCAUCGUUAUCCUCAACGUGUUUAUAGCCUCAAAGGCUUCUUCUAUGGUUAAACUCUUGGCUUAACACUUUUGGCUUACGAUCUGCACUAUUUACCUACUAAAUGUUAAACGAAACGAAAUACACGUUAUUAGAACACUGAAAA
Daphnia carinata is the source of this 637-nucleotide messenger RNA. RefSeq lists its product as uncharacterized. The record is from RefSeq and is a predicted model, not a curated record. Lineage: Eukaryota; Metazoa; Arthropoda; Branchiopoda; Diplostraca; Daphniidae. The coding region runs from base 124 to 558 and encodes 144 amino acids. The transcript has 4 exons.